AUGACGUUGAGGUCUGCGCUGUCAACUUCACGAUCCAUAACCUUUGUCUCUGAUAGAGAGAAGGGAUUGACGAAAUGUGUGCUAGAAGUAUUUGAGAAUGCCCAUCAUGGUUACUCUAUGUUCUACCUGAUGGAAAACUUCAUGAGAGACUUGAAAGGUCCAUUCCAUGGAGAUGGAAGGGGUUCUUUGCCAGUAAAUUUCUUGGCUGCUGCCCGUGCUGUCCGUGUUGAUGCUUUUAAGAUGUUCACUGAACGAAUUAAACGGAUUUCUCCAAGAGCUUAUGAUUGGGUAAUGACAGUUGAGCCAGAACACUGGGCAGAUUCAGCAUUCAAGGGUGAGCGUUAUAGUCAGAUUACAUUCAACAUUGCGGAGUUGUAUGCUAAAUGGACACAGGAAGUCUGGCAGCUUCCCAUCAUACAAAAGAUUGAAAAGCUAAUAUCUAAGAUGAUGGAGUUGAUAAAUGACCGCCGGAAUAUUUCAAGUGAUUGGUCUUCAAAGCUUACUCCAUCAAAGGAAGAAAAAGUAGAGGAAGAAAGGAGAAGAGCUUGUGAUCUAAAAGUUCUAUUCUCAUCUGAUACCUUAUUUGAGGUUCACGAUACUUCAAUUAAUGUUGUUGAUAUCGACAAAAGGGACUGCAGCUGUCUGGCCUGGAAAGUAACAGGGCUGCCCUGUCGCCAUGCUAUUGCCGUUUUCAGUUGCACUGGCAGAAGCGUCUAUGAUUAUUGUUCGAACUACUUCACAGUUGACAACUUCCAUGUAACAUACUCGAAGUCUAUAAAUCUUUUCUUGUCUGUUUUCAAUCCCUCAGAUGAAGAAAAAGCAGGGUCGGAGGCAGAGACUGUUCUGCCCCCUUCGAUCUCUCGGCCUCCAAGCCAAGAGAAGAAAAAACCGAACAAAUCAAAGGGAAGGAUUAAACGUUUAGUUUUUUGUACCAGAUGCAAGGGAGCAGGACAUAACAAGGCUACGUGCAAAGAAAUCGAACAGGGCAUAAUAAGACUUACAUAA
This is a messenger RNA of Carica papaya (papaya), 1005 nucleotides long. Lineage: Eukaryota; Viridiplantae; Streptophyta; Magnoliopsida; Brassicales; Caricaceae. The record is from RefSeq and is a predicted model, not a curated record.